This is a messenger RNA of Paramuricea clavata, 665 nucleotides long. Lineage: Eukaryota; Metazoa; Cnidaria; Anthozoa; Malacalcyonacea; Plexauridae. The record is from the annotation of a GenBank genome assembly.
CACGGUGAUGACUUCAGUAAACGAACACCAGUCUGAUAUGUAUAUUGCUCGUUCCCUUCAGUGUCCUUAUAAAGGAGGUUCUUAGGAAUUUAUUCAAGCCAGGUUAGCACAUUCUUUCUGACAUAUGUUAACAGGUCCUGACAUUUUUAUAGAUAAGUAUAUGGAUAAUCAUUUGCUGAAAUUGGCUCAAAAUAUCCCUGGAGACUGGAAAGAACUGGCAAAAUUUCUUGGUAUUAGCGAUAGCAAAAUAAAGGAGAUUCGCUUGAAUAAUCUGACUGAUGUGGUGUGGCAAGCAUAUAUGAUGCUCAAACAUUGGUGGACAUCUCGUCAUCAAGCCGCGCAGUCCUGGCGCGAGGAACUUCGCAAAGCUCUGUGUGAAAUUGAUAGACAAGAUUUAGCUCAGGAUUUCACAGGUGAUGUUCUUCAAACCGAUACAUGACGUGUUGUGUACCUAUAAAAAACUUUUUAAGGUGAACUUAUUCUAAAUUAGAUUUCUUCAUGCACUUCACUUGGUCUUGGUUGAAACUGAAUGGCGGAUAUAUAUAUAUAUAUAUAUAGCUUAAGAUUUUGGUUUACGAAACACAAACAGUGCUCAAUACCAUAUAGAUAGAGCGUAAUAUAGUUUUUCGUUUUACCUCAAAAAACCACAACAGUCUGUUUCAUCC